Molecule: messenger RNA, 2347 nt
Organism: Nilaparvata lugens (brown planthopper)
Lineage: Eukaryota; Metazoa; Arthropoda; Insecta; Hemiptera; Delphacidae
Gene: cry
Product: cryptochrome-1
Exons: 10
Coding region: 479-2107 (542 amino acids)
Biological process (GO): entrainment of circadian clock by photoperiod; circadian regulation of gene expression
Cellular component (GO): nucleus; cytoplasm
Molecular function (GO): DNA binding; FAD binding
Source: RefSeq, a predicted model, not a curated record
UUGCACCGUGCUUGCACUACCGGUAUUGAUUGUGUCGACUUGUUUCGGAAACCGACUGCUUUACAUUUAAAAUUCGGAUAGUGACAGUCAAAAUACUGGUUUGAAGAUAAUUUUUAAAGGAUUUGAAGAGUUUUCUAUCGUGCAUUGAAACAAAUUCAAGACUUGAAACUUGAAGAUACAUUUGAAAUAUUGAUAAGAGCUAUAGAACAGCUAACGCCUUCUGGCCUUCAUUCAAUAAACCAGUUUUGUUUGUUGCAACUGAGAUAAUUUCAAGCAACAUGAGAUACAGAAUCAGAUUUACUGAACUUGAAAUAAUGUACGGUAGUUGGAUGAUUUUUCAUUCUGAAGUAAUGAGGAUCGACUGUACGCGGUACGCAGUUACGGUAUGAAUUAUAAUUUACUGAUUGUACCCAGAAUAAUCUGUGUCAAGUUGUUUCCAGUGCGUUAACUGCUAGAAAGAUUUAUUAAUUCAGGCAAAAUGUCGGAUGAGAUUAGAGGCUCUUCAGUACUGUGGUUCAGACAUGGACUUCGAUUUCAUGACAACCCAGCACUGCAUGCAGCCAUCCAGGCCAAUUACAACUUCUAUCCAAUCUUCAUAUUUGACGGAGAGAGUGCUGGUACAAAAGUUGUAGGUCCAAACCGGAUGAGAUUUCUCUUGGAAUCGCUGAAAGAUCUUGACUCACAGCUUCAAAUUGUUGGUCAACGUCUCUUCGUUUUCAAAGGUUCUCCAGUGAAAAUCUUUGAAUGGAUGGCCAAAAGUUUGAAUAUGAAAACACUUUGCUUUGAACAGGACUGUGAACCGAUCUGGGCAGAAAGGGACAAUGCAGUGAAGAGUUUUUGCGAUGGCGCAGGCGUGAAAUGGAUUGAGAAAGUGUCUCACACACUGUGGAAUCCGAAGGAAGUGAUUGAAGCUAACGGUGGGGUUCCACCGCUCACUUACCAAAUGUUCCUGUAUACAGUAAGCACCAUUGGAAAUCCACCCCGUCCAGAAACCGACGUCGACUGGAGUAAGGUGAAAUUUGGAAAACUUCCAGAAGAUAUUCCCGAUGACAUAUUACUGUACCCAGGAGUACCAACCUUGGAGGAUUUCAAUAUGCGUGCCUACGAGGGAGGGGAGAGGAUGGUGCGCUGGGUGGGGGGAGAGACGACUGCCAUUGCCAACCUGAGAAGUCGAAUUCUGGUGGAAGAAGAGGCUUUCCGCUGCGGCUUCUACCUGCCCAAUCAGGCCAACCCUGACCUGGUUGCCCCGCCCACCAGCCAAUCAGCGGCGUUGAGAUUUGGAUGUCUGUCUGUGCGCAGAUUCUACUGGACACUGCACGACCUGUUCAACGAGAUACACAUGGGCAAGCUGCCGUCGAACCAGAACAUCACCGGACAGCUGAUUUGGCGCGAGUACUUCUACACGAUGUCGGUGGACAACGCGCAUUACGGCGAGAUGGCUCGCAACCCCAUCUGCCUCGACAUUCCCUGGAUGCCAGCCUCCAACGCAAACCACAGCCACUUUCUCCUGCGCUGGAAGCAGGGCAUGACCGGAUAUCCGUUCAUUGAUGCUGCCAUGCGGCAACUGUUGCAGGAAGGAUGGAUACACCACGUGGCCCGCAACGCAGUGGCCAGCUUCCUGACACGUGGCGACCUGUGGCUGUCCUGGGAGGAAGGCCUGCGUCACUUCCUGGAGCACCUGCUCGACGCUGAUUGGUCGGUUUGCGCGGGAAACUGGAUGUGGGUGUCCAGCUCGGCCUUCGAACAGCUGUUGGACUGUUCGCACUGUGUGUGCCCUGUCAACUACGGCCGCCGGCUCGACCCCUGGGGUGUCUAUGUCAAGCGAUACGUGCCAGAACUGAGUCAGUUCCCGGUUCAGUUCAUCUAUGAACCAUGGAAGCUACCCCUGGAGGAGCAGGAGAAGUACAACUGCGUGAUCGGCCGUGACUACCCGGAACGUAUCGUAGAGCACAAAGUCGCUUCCCAGAUCAACAGAAAGAAAAUGGAGCAAAUAAGAGACAGUUUAAUGAACGGAGUUCCACACUGCUGUCCUUCAAACACCGAGGAGGUACGCCAAUUCAUGUGGCUUCCAGACAACUGCAGUGAUCACGUAUGCGUUCCUACCUAAACUCGCAACCUAUGUCUACUGUACCUGGCUUCGGUUGUUACUUGAUGUUCUUUAAGAAUACAUAAAUAAUGUGCUCUCUAUAGCCGUGAUUAACCUUAUAGAAUCUUUAUAUGUUUAUUCAAUGUCAACAUUAUAGUUGUAUUGUGAAUGAUAUUGUGGUAUUUGUUCAUUAUGAAUUAACACAAAAAAAUUGUAGAACACUGUUUAUUGGUAAACACAUAAAUAGUGGUUGACAACAUA